AUGGGUCACAAGCGUAAUAAUAUGGUCCCAAACGGGCAUUUUCAUAAAGAUUGGCAAAGUCGUAUCCGAACAUGGUUUAACCAACCAGCACGUAAACAGCGUCGUCGAAUGAAUCGUUUAAAAAAAGCUUUAGCUUGCACCCCACGACCAGCUGCCGGAUUACUUCGACCAAUUGUUCGUUGUCCUACAAAUCGUUACAAUAAAAAAAUUCGUUUGGGUCGUGGUUUUACUUUGGAAGAAUUAAAAGCAGUUGGUAUUAGUAAAAAAAUUGCACCUACCAUUGGUAUUUCGGUUGAUUAUAGACGAACCAAUAAAUCCGUUGAAUCGCUUCAGGUUUUUUUUCCUAACUAA
Messenger RNA from Dracunculus medinensis (Guinea worm), 351 nucleotides. The record is from the annotation of a GenBank genome assembly. NCBI's taxonomy places the organism in Eukaryota, Metazoa, Nematoda, Chromadorea, Rhabditida, Dracunculidae.